AUUGUAUUCUUAUAAACAUGGAGGGAUGCGGAAGAAGAUUGAGAGAUGACCCCAGUUAUAAAGCUUUGCAAGAACAUUACCAAACAGUUGGGUCGAAGAUUCAUAUGAGAAAGUUGUUUGAAGAGGAUGAGAAGCGCUUUGAAAAAUUCAGGUUUGUUUAAUAAUUUCAGCUUUGCUUUAAACGUUUGAAAGCUAGUCUGGAGUUUAUAUAGAUUUUAAUUGCAUGCAGACUUGUAGUUAUGUAACUACAUAUUAAUACCAUAAAUGGUGCUAUUAGAAAUUUGAAUCUUUAAAAGUUUAUAAUUUUCUUGAAGAAACACAUUCCAUGACAAAACCCUGUGCACACAAAGUGAUAAGUGCCUGUAAUUUUAUGUGAUAGCCUUUUCAUAGCGUUUUAGGCUAUGAUUCAUAGCGUUUUAGGUUAUGAUUUCUCUAUUUGACAAUAGAGAGGUUAAGAUACACCUGUUCCAGUUUAUGGGUACAGGUGAUGUACCCGUACCCGUAAACCGAGGAACGACUUGUAACAUAAGAAAUCCAAGAUAUUCCGGCGUGAGUAAACCUAUCAGAGAAUGGCAACUUUCGCUGUCGAGGUUCGCCAUAGAUUGUUGAAAACUUUGACAAGCACAAGCGCAUUAUUUAUUUGGGUAAGAUGUUGAAAAUUUUUACUAUUUAACAGCCCACAUAUAGUAAACAGAAAACACCUGUACCCAUUUGUCUUUUAUGUGUAGACCAUGGUUUACCACGGUUGGCUCGGCAAAGCGGGCUGAAAACCACACUUAUGCAUGUUUUAAUUUCGAUUAUAUGUACAAAUAUAAGUUAAAAAAACUUCAAAUAACAUCAAAAUGACAUUAAUGUCUAUAGUGAACGUUUUCGAGGUUUAGAUAGGAAGCGACACAAUUUUGUUAGAAUAUACAAACAGUAUAAGCCUGUUGGGAGUAUAAAUACCUCAACCAAGAACAUUCAGUGGGUAAAGUAGUCUUCAAAUACAACAAAUACACCAUUUUUAAUCGAUUUCUAACACCGAGUAUUAAAUUGUUAAGCAUGAUUACAAAUCUUAAUGAGCUUCUGUGCGUGUAAUGUGCGCGGUGCAUGUAAUCGCAAUUCAAAAGUUAACUCUCUUAGCCAGGACAACUCGGCAAAGCGAGACAACUCGGCCCAUGUAAUCAGCCCCUUAAUACUAGAAAAUACAUGCAUGCAGAAACCCUCGCCUUGCUGACAAAACCAUUAUGUUUUCCAAACAUGAAGUAUUGUUAUGGUAACACAAUAAUUUUAAGAAUAGUUUUAAAAUUGAAAAAUCCCCCCAAAUAUUACUUUUAAUUACAAAAUGAUCAAUAUGAUCAUAUGAAAAUGAUCAAAAUGAUCAAAAAUGAUCAAAAUGAUUACCGUAUAUAUAUGCUAGGUAUGUUAUUAUAUGUAAUAUGAGCUUCAAUUUAAUGUAAAAUUCAACCACAAAUGCAGUUUGCAAAACGUUUUAAAAUGUUCUUAAAACUAAACUGCCUUUUAUCGGAAAACAUUGAGUUUGAUAAACUGAUUAAUAAACUGAUUUCAAAUUCUUGCAUGAAAAUAACUUUGCUUUUCUUUUUGUUUAUAAAUAUUUUAAUAUACAAAAAAGAGUAAUUAAUAAAAAUACAUCGACAUUAAUAUAUUUUCACUUAUAUAUGAAAUACGUAUCAGUUUUUAAAGCAUUGCAAUUAUAAAGAUAGUGAAUAUUAAAAACAAACUUAUCUUAGUUCAAGGCUGGCGAGAGGGGGGAGGGCAGGGGGGCAAAAUACCCGGUGCCCGGAGUGCUCAGAGGGGCCCGGAAAUCUCGGUAAAAUGUUUGUAUAUUGUUUAUCAUCGGCAAUUUCCAGAGGGACAGGGGCCCGUGUUCACAAAUCGUCAUUUUGUCCCGAGGCCCGUAGUUGACUCUUGCCGGCCUUGCCUUAGUUCAUUAACGUUGGUGACUUUGCUCCCUUUUUGACGUUUUUAGACGGUCUUUGGCUCUCAAAAAGGUUUUGCUGAUUUGCAAGAAAUGUUUGCUAUUUUUAUGUCUUCAUUUGUCAUACAACAACAAAUUUUAAACUUGUCCAAUCAGUGUUCGCUAUUCAUGACAGUCCGCCACAUAUUUUGAGAUCAGUGAGGAUGACCACCCACUCAACACCAUUGGUCAUCCACGCCCGCGAUCAUUGAUGAACUUUAGACUUCGCUAAUGCUUUUGUUUCCCUGGGUGUAAAUAGCCGGGCGGAAUUAGUACCCUUGCCCCGGGCUUACACCCAUUGGCUUGGGGACUAUUAUCCCCGAGCCAACAGCACAGAGCGCCGUUCCGGCCGUUAGCCCGGGGCGAAGGUACUAAAUUCCGACUGGCUAUUUACACCCGGAGAAAGGAAAGCAUUAGCGAAGUCUAAAGUUCGUCAACUGAUCUCAAAAAUAUGGCUGUUUGCUACUUGCUAGGAGUGGGAUAAGCAAGAUUUCAAUUUUCAAAAGCAUAUAUUUGGAAAAUCACGUUUCACACAAUGAGCUUUGAAGCAAUUUUUGUUUGAAGAAAUGAGAAGAAUUGAUUUAAUAUGGGAAAUUUCUUUAAACUGUGGUGAAAUAUAGUGCAAGUUUGCUUUGAAUGUUUAAUGUUUAUGAAUUGUGUUGCUUUUAAUAUUAGUUUCUUGCGUAUGAAAAGUACAUGCAGCUUUCCUUUUCAGUCAAGCUGUAAGUUUCCUAAAUUACCCUGUUUAAUUUAAGAGAAAAGAGGUAAAAUGUAAAGGAGAGCAAAUUAAUUUGAAGACCUAACUGAAAUUACUCCACAAUUUGAACUUAUUAAGUAUUAGAAACAGUUCAUCGGCAAAAGACGACAAAAGCAGUUUAGUUAUUAAAGUGAACAUUUCAAAACAUUUUACGAAGCAAUUCAGUUUAAAUUUUACAUUAAAUCAAAGCUCACCAAAUGCUAUUUGACAAUUAUACUUAUAGUCGAGACGUUCAAGAUUCUUUUUCGUUCAAUUAUAGUUCACGUUCGUUACAAGACGUUCUUUGACCACAAAUGUUCCACACUUUGUUGUGAAGUUCGCAAGUCUGUUGCGAAGUUCAAAAGUUCAUAAUGAGAUUCACAAACCAAUUUGUAAACUAUGCAUUUGAUUGGCUUCUUUUACUAAAGUGACCAAUCAGGGACUUUGUUUACAUAUUGGCUUGUGAAUUCCAAUAUGAACUUUUGAGUUUGAACUUUGCAACAAACUUGCGAACUUUGCAACAAAGUUCGGAACGUUUGUGGUCAAAGUUUCGUGAAAUCGACUGUAAUGUCCAAAGUAACUAUCGUAGUACAGCUUUUGUAUCAUAAAUAUGAAAGUCAAAAUACGACUCAAUAUUGAUCGACGUUAUCGAGUAAUAACGUUGAUUCGACGUUAUUUGUGGCAACGUGAAUAUGGACGUGGCCCCUUAAUUGAUAUUGAUGACCAAUCACCAAACGUUUAUAUGGCCAAUUUUAUUGAUUAUUAAUAUCGACAUUCAUUGAUUUUCGUCAAUAUUUAUGCAUUGUUACCAAUUUUUUGAAGGUACACAUGUACAGUGGUAUUUGUUCUGUAUUCUUGACUUGCAAUCAAUCCUUUAAGAAUUUGAAGACAAAUAUGGCACAGCGGCCAUGUUGGUGCCAAAUUCAAUACGUUAUAAAUUUUAUGCCAGUUCUCAUGCUUUUUAGUUUGUCUCUGGCUACAUCUGAUGGGGAAUUACUGCUGGAUUACUCGAAAAAUAUAGUUACCGAGGAAACAAUGAAACUUCUUUUUGAUCUGGUAGGUGUUCUUUGUAGUAUUUUAAGCCCAUUCUGUUGUAUUUUCAGUUGUGUACAGUAUGCUGCUAUAAUAUUUACUGGGUACAAUAUUGAAGACUGA
This is a messenger RNA of Paramuricea clavata, 3848 nucleotides long. The record is from the annotation of a GenBank genome assembly. NCBI's taxonomy places the organism in Eukaryota, Metazoa, Cnidaria, Anthozoa, Malacalcyonacea, Plexauridae.